GCAUUGGAGCCGCUUUAGUUCGUCCGGCCGAUGUUGCCGAGGAGGGCCCUCCCCUUCCCUCUCCUCCACUCCGGCUCUGAACUUAAACGCACACCCACCGCGCCUGCCUGCGCCAGGAAUGGAUAACGGCUGUCUCCAAACAUGGCACUGCGACACUAUACUCUCGACUUCAGCCUCUCGACUGCAGUUGACUCUGCAUCAACAGUCCCGGUGCUCCUGUCCAUAUUCCACGAGCAGGAAAUGACAGAGACCGUGCAUGACACAGACGGGCGCGGAUACCUCGCCACCUUUGUCGGAAAGAACGGCAGGCUUGUUAUUUUGCGGCUGCACGCCCACGGGUUGCUCACGAUUGACCUGCAGUGUUAUGAAGGCGAUAACAUUGCUCAACUAGACAGUCUUUUAAAUACACUGGAAAAGAAACUAAAGGUUCUCCUCAACGGCAAGAUAACGCGCGUCAAAAGGCUCCCGCCUCUCAUCCGAGGAGCCAAAGUGGACCGGUACUGGCCCACCACCGACGGAAGGCUGACCGAGUACGACAUAGAUCGCGUCUUGUACGACGAAGACUCCGCAUACCAAAACAUCAAAAUAUUGCACUCGCAGCAGUUUGGGAACAUGCUGGUCCUCAAUGGAGAUGUCAAUCUGGCGGAGAGCGACUUGCCCUACACGGAAGCCAUCAUGGGCGGCGGGAAGGAGGACUACGCCGGCAAGGAAGUGCUGAUUUUGGGAGGAGGCGACGGAGGCAUCCUCGCUCAGGCCGUCAAACAAAAGCCAAAGAUGAUCACCAUGGUGGAGAUUGAUCAAAAGGUGAUCGACGGGUGCAAAAAGUACAUGCGGAAGACGUGCGGCAAUGUGCUGGACAACCUGAAGGGGGACUGUUACCAAAUUCUAGUGGAGGACUGCGUGCCCGUGCUUAAGAAGUACGUGCUGGAGGGGAGAACGUUUGACUACAUUAUUAACGAUCUCACCGCAGUCCCGAUAUCCACAGAACCAGAAGAAGACUCAACAUGGGAGUUCCUCCGUCUCAUUUUGGAUCUAUCAAUAAAAAUCCUGCAUCCUAAGGGGAAAUACUUCACCCAGGGUAACAGUGCAAAUCUGACGGAGGCUUUGAGUCAGUAUGAGGAGCAGCUGGGAAGACUCUCCUGUCCUGUGGACUUCUCCAAAAAAGUGGUUUGUGUGCCCUCCUACAUGGAACUCUGGGUUUUCUACACCGUGUGGAAGAAGUGACUUUUUUUCUCUCUCUCUCGCUCUCUCUAGCUAGUGGAACGUGAACAGGCUUUCUUCUCUGCUGUAUCGCUCGCUAGGUGUAGUCCGAGGGAGCUCGAAAACGCUUAC
Molecule: messenger RNA, 1332 nt
Organism: Hippocampus comes (tiger tail seahorse)
Lineage: Eukaryota; Metazoa; Chordata; Actinopteri; Syngnathiformes; Syngnathidae
Gene: sms
Product: spermine synthase
Exons: 11
Coding region: 142-1224 (360 amino acids)
Biological process (GO): spermine biosynthetic process
Molecular function (GO): spermine synthase activity
Source: RefSeq, a predicted model, not a curated record